Ustilaginoidea virens is the source of this 780-nucleotide messenger RNA. RefSeq lists its product as uncharacterized. The transcript is spliced from 3 exons. Gene Ontology annotation, molecular function: protein binding. Lineage: Eukaryota; Fungi; Ascomycota; Sordariomycetes; Hypocreales; Clavicipitaceae. The coding region runs from base 1 to 780 and encodes 259 amino acids. The record is from RefSeq and is a predicted model, not a curated record.
AUGCUUGCUUACCUAACCCCGCGGGGAAGGUCGACGGACCAGCCGGAAAAGAUCCAAUAUGCCAUCGAAAAAAUGAUCGAUGCUCCGACUCGCCUACGACGCGCCAUUCACGUCGGUGACAGCCUCCUGGUCAAACGAAUCCUCAGCUCCCACCCAACCUUGCUCCAUAAUCCCGACGCGUCACUGUCGGGCCUCUCAAACUCGAAUCUGCAUCUCGCCGCAUUUCUGGGACACAAGGACGUGUGCGAGGCGCUUCUUGACGCCGGCCAUGAAGAACCCUGCCCGGCGCUGAAUGAAAACCACCAGACCGCGCUGAUGCUAGCCUCUGGAGAGGGGCACUCCGAGGUCGUUCACCUGCUCUGCGAGCACGACAGGAGCUGCAUCCUUCGAGUGGACGUCAGAGGUCGCGACGCCAUCAUGCACGCGAGCAUGGGCGGCCACGACACCGCCUUGCAGAUUCUUUUGACCUACGUCCCGGGCGGACCACGCGAUGCGGUCCGACGAGCCGACCUCGAGGGCAACACCGCUCUCCACUUCGCGAGCAGCAACGGCAACUUGCUGGGCCUCCGGACUCUCCUCGCCGUCGGUGCCGAGGUGGAGCGACGGAAUAUAUGGAACUGGACUCCUGCUGCCUACAGCGCCACUGUCCAAGCCGAGGUUUAUCUCAAGGGCUUGGUCUCGGAAGUUGGGAAACGCCAGCAGCUGAGGCAGGAGAUCGAGUCCACUCGCCGGAAAGGCGGCAUGGUGCGUGUCGUUGGGGCGGCGGCCGAAGCAGAGUGA